UUUUAUAUGAUAUAAAUUAUCAAUAUGCAUCCCAUACUUUGAAUUCCCCUUCUGUUGUCCUGGAGUUUUAAUUUUGUCCAAUGACAUUAUUAAAUGUCCCCCUCUGGCCAUCCACUACAGCCAAGCAGUGAUAAAGAGUUAAUGGAGAAUGUGGAUUUCCCGGGAACAGAUAUAAAAUUUCUCUACUCUCCGGAUGCAAGGCACUGUCAGUAGCUGUGCACUGAGCACCCCUCCUGUCUCUUCUUUACCUUUGUUCGACAAGACUGGACCAGAGAUAACAGGAACUUCUACUGCUACCUCAAGUCCACUCCCUCUCAAGAGCCCAAAGUCCAGACUCCAGUACAGGGUGUCACUUCGGGCUUCUCUCUCAAAAACUGCCCCUCUAAGCUGGAACAACUUUGUCGGUCUCAGCUGUACCAGAAUGUGGACUUCAGGGGGUCAGACUACAAAUCGUUGUUCACCUCCAGUGAUGAAGAGUGUCAGAGGGUGUGCACACAGGACCCUCACUGUUGGUUCUUUACUUUUGUAAAAAACGCCUUCACACCAGAGAACAUAAAGUUUAACUGGGAAACAUACAAAUUUUGCCAGGGAAAGCUUUUCUUAAACACUGACAUCCCAGGACACGACAUUGACAAGCUGCCCGCCGCCUCUGCUGAACACUGUCAGGCUCUGUGCACUGAUAAACCAAGCUGUACAUAUUUCACCUAUAACAGUCGUAACUUCCAAUGUUACUUGAAGGAAAAUCCAUCUAUAAUGGUGACCAGCACCAACGUGAUAGCCACAUCUGGGAUACCGGUGCACUUCUGCCAGAUGGAUAACAGUUGGCUUCAAGUGUCUCAUCAAGGAGUUAGUUUCCAUGGUUCUGACUUUCGCUCUGAGUCGAUGGAUGAUCCAGACAAGUGUCAGAGGACCUGUACUACAGAUCCGCUUUGCCAGUUCUAUACUUACUUCAAUGAAUCCUACUCCAACCCUGAUUUCGGGUACAGUGCUCAUUCAUGUCAACAAAAUCAUGAACCAGGAAUUCAGUUCCCACAGAGAAAUCAUGUAACAUUUAAUUUGAUCGUCACUACAAACAAACACGCCCCAACAAUAUGUGAUUGCAGGCGCCGCUGUUAUCUCAAGCGUGUCAUCGCAGCACCUGCUCCUUCCAAAGUUAAUACAUUUAAUAAUGUAGUGUCUGGAUUCUAAAGAACUGUGUAUAGACACACACACACACACACACACACACACACACACACACACACACACACACACACACACACACACACUUCAUGCCUCUCUCUGGAUUGUAUUUAAUUAAAUAAUUUCAUACUGCUCAUACUGCUUCAUUCGUUUGAAAGUCAGAAUUCAGUGAGCACAACUUCUUAUU
This is a messenger RNA of Pleuronectes platessa (European plaice), 1369 nucleotides long. RefSeq names its product plasma kallikrein-like. The record is from RefSeq and is a predicted model, not a curated record. The transcript has 9 exons. Gene Ontology annotation, biological process: proteolysis. Gene Ontology annotation, molecular function: protein binding. Gene Ontology annotation, cellular component: extracellular region. NCBI's taxonomy places the organism in Eukaryota, Metazoa, Chordata, Actinopteri, Pleuronectiformes, Pleuronectidae.